Molecule: messenger RNA, 2745 nt
Organism: Caenorhabditis briggsae
Lineage: Eukaryota; Metazoa; Nematoda; Chromadorea; Rhabditida; Rhabditidae
Exons: 9
Coding region: 1-2745 (914 amino acids)
Source: RefSeq, a predicted model, not a curated record
AUGGACGAGAGUGAUUCUGAAAUUAAAAUGUCGAGUGACGGCCAAAAUGAACCAGAAAAAACGAAAAUAUCUGCCAAAGGAGAACCAAUAAAAGAAUUUUCGCUUGAUUUGGAUGAGGAUGGCAUAUGGAGAACAGGUCCCUAUUCGAACAAAUUUUCAGUUAAAACGAUGAAAGAUAUCAUUGAAAACUGUGUGACAUCGUCAAAUCUCACCGAUUUUCGUUUGCCAGUGUUUUCGGAACCGUCAGUGAAAUUCGCAAAAUUUCGAAACGAAGAUCAUAAACUUUGUGAUGGACUGUCUUGGUGGAAAACAACGAAUGGUAGAAAAAUCCGUCCGAGACCCAGAAAGAUCGAAUACGAUGGAUGCUCUUACAGAUAUUACAAUUGCAUCAAUCCUAAUGAUGAUGCUUUCAAAAAAUUUGAGAUUUAUCCGGAGAAGGAAGAGUUCGUUUUCGUAGUAUACGUGUCUCAAAAUGGUCGAAUGGACUACGAUGUUCUGAAAUCAUCAAAACCUAACAGACUAACUGAAGCAGAGUGUCAAUUGAUUCAUCGGUCCCUGAAAGGAAGAACUGUGAAAGGAGCUUUCGAAGAUCUAAAAUCAGGAGCCCUUAAUUUCAGUACCCGCCAAAUCAGAAACCAGAUGAAGUAUCAGCCGGAUUGUGUGAAGUCGAAGAGGGGCCGCGUGAGCGUGACAACACCAGAAUCACUCGCAUCUUUUGGAACAGAAAAUGGCUUCCGUCUAUUUUCUAGUGAUAACCAGUUUGGAGCGAUUUAUCUCGAUUCGGACACACUGAAUCUUUAUAUGAAUAGUCUACCGACAAAACAAACUGUACUGGAAUAUAGAAAGCUUUUAACUGGAUGCGAAGAUUGGACUUCAGAAGAAGUCAAUGAUUUUUUAUCUUGUUACAGUCCGACAGCAAAUAGUGGGAUUAUUAAGCAUAUGGCUGGACAGUUACAGAUUGAUAGCACUUUUGAUUUGUCAGAUUGUGUUGUGACAACAAUCUCUGGAGAUAUAGGAGACUUCACAUCGCGCUGCAGCGGAAAAAUUCGCCAUGUUCUUUUAGGAUUCAUGAUUUCCUCGUCGAAAAAUGCACUAAAUCACAAGAGUUUUGCUCGCGAAAUUGACGAUUUCUUCCUGCAAGUUGAUCCUAUGCGAAAAAAAUCAAUUCCAUCACUGAUGACAGACGGCGAAGAAUCUUUUAAAUAUUACAGCAAGAUGAAAUAUUUGGAAGACACUCAAGUUCUCAGGUGUCUAGUACAUCGUCGAAACAACUUGACAUUCAUUCAAAGUAAAAAGAAUAUAAGCCAGUCAGAUUUGAACAAAAUUUUCGGAAGACAGAUUGGAGAUGAAGUUGAAAAUGGAAUUUUCAAUGUAAUGAGUUCAGAAGCGAUGGAAGCGGAGAUUGUCAAGUGUAAUUUUGCGCCGGCUCUAAAGAAGUGGUUGCUCGAUAGAAAAGAAGAUCUCUUUUCAACCCAUUCUCUCCGAUCUCGUCUGAUGGCUGGGCUGCUUCUAAACUAUGCAUCUACGAAUCGAAUUGAGAACCUUAAUUCACGAAUCAAAAUUGCGAUUCCACGAAAACUAAAUGGACGCACUUGCUUGGAUAAGCUGUUGGAAUUUAUCGAGGAUGAGAAAAAGGAAUUUUGCAAGUCGAUUUUGACUGAAAAGAGCGAGCUGAUCCGAUACGCGAAUUUCAAAAAAACCGGAAUUUUGUCAGCACAAAGUCAAGUUAAAGCUUUGCAAAAACAUGGAUUUCGUACUUUUUCGUUAUCUCAUGUGUUUGAAAUGCCGAAAACCGUAUGGAGAAGUGUGCCGAAACAGAUGAAAAUUGGAGAAGUCUUCAAUAAGAACGUAAUCUACCAUAAAUCCGGUCAGUAUCUUGUGGAGAAAGAUGACAAAUCGUUUUUUGUUGUGAAAACGACCGAAACAAAUAUCGAAUGCAAGGAUCCCAAGUGUGCUUCAAAACCUGCUAUCACUUGCUCACAUGUCUUCGCUGUACUCAGUACACUGCCAACGAAAAAAUGCCAAGAAGUUCUGAAUAUUCGCGAAAAGUUCUUGAUUUCACUGUCGAGGAGUUUGCAAAUCAAAUCAAUCAACGACGGAAAAGACGCAAAAAGAUACCCGAACCGGAAGUACUCUAAAAGGUCACAUAAUAACGGCGGGAGAACUGUAUCCGAAUUCAAGAAGGUCAAUAGAAAUGUCUCUGGCGAGUCUGAAAGCGGUGAUGAUGAAAGGAAAGCAGAUGGGAAUAUUUCUAGUGAUGAGGAAAAUGACAGUGAUUGUGAUGUGAAUAGCUUGAAUUCUAAACCCAAUGUCUUCGAUGAGUCGGGAGAUAUCGUCGAGGAUGAAAUUAAUUGUAAUUCCAAUGAUGAACAUGUCAAUCUAGUCCUUGACCCUUCUGUGGAUCACUUGAACUCUCAUGAUUCUUGCAUGGAUCUUUCUGAUGAUCCAAGAAAGUAUGACAGCGAUUCUGAUGAGGAGAAUGAUAUUUUCGGAUAUCAGAAUGUCAAUCCAGUGCCGAAGCCAUCAAAUCGUGUCUCGAAUGAUCAUAAACUACAAAAAAUGUUCAGUCCCUGUCGGGAAUCCCGACCAUCAAGUAACAAGAGAGCAAUAAGAUGGCCAGCCACAGCAGAAGAAAGGAUGGAUGACUUAACAAUAAUGGAAAUGUGCAAUCAGCGCCCCAUGAAUCAGUGCAAGGAAAUAGCAGGAGGAUUAAGGAGGAAGGAGAGGAAGCAGAAGAAAGAAUGA